Molecule: messenger RNA, 1440 nt
Organism: Leptosia nina
Lineage: Eukaryota; Metazoa; Arthropoda; Insecta; Lepidoptera; Pieridae
Source: the annotation of a GenBank genome assembly
AUGAAUAUUCUAAUAUCAAAGUUUAUGUGGCAAAAUGGAACGCGAAUCAACCAAUAUUUGUUCGCCAUAUUAAUAACCAUUCCAUUGCUGAGUUUCGGCAUGGUGCAAGGAUGGCUGUCACCGAUGAUCUCAGUGCUUCAAUCACCAAAGGGCCCAGCGCCAGUCCCCUUCACCACGAACGACAUCUCGUGGACGACUUCUGUAACCUAUAUAUCGGCGAUCAUAGUUGGCGCUCCCAUGGGCCAUUUGACAGAUCGAUUCGGGAGAAAGGCGAUGACGUUGAUCACUACUUUAUCUUUAAUUAUUUAUUGGCAAAUAAAGCUAAUGUGCUUGGAGCCUUGGGCGCUGAUCUUGGCACGUGCGAUAGCUGGCAUACCGUGUUCAGCCUGCUACAUCGUGCUGCCGAUAUACUUGAAGGAGAUCAGUGAUAUUGAUUUGAGAGGAGCUUUAGGGUCCCUCCUCAUUUUGAACAGAAACAUCGGCUAUUUAGCGAGCUAUGUGUUCGCUGAUAUUCUUGAGGUGACUACUAUGUUAUGGAUGGGCUUACUAGUGCCUGCCGUCGUAUUCUUUAUCUUCAUUAUUAUGCCGGAAACCCCAGAAUAUCUUGUAAAACAAGGAAAGGUUGAUGAAGCGAAAUCAGUCCUCGCUUGGCUUCGUGGUGUCUCCAUAAUAGACCAAUCCGUUGAACACGACAUUGAUAACAUAGUUAAGAUUGAGAAGCAAACGAAGGCUGAUCCGAAAUCUGUUUGGAAGAUCAUAUGGAACGACAGACCUACCUUCAAAGCAUUCAUUAUCACGUUAGUUAUAAAAAUCACUCAGCAAUUUGAUGGCUAUCUCAUACUUUUGAUAUACGCUGGAUUUGUGACGGAACGAGCAGCGGAGUCUAUCAGUUUGAAGCUCAGUCCAAACAAACAAGUUAUGAUGAUUGGGUUGGUACAACUGAUUGGAUCAAUUAUAGCCACAUGUAUCGUGGAACGGACAGGAAGAAAACUCCUCUUAGUAACGACAUCAUUCGCAGUCGGCGUGGGUAUGCUCAUCCUAUCAGGCUGGUUCUACCUGACAGGAACUGGUACUUGGUUACCCGGCUGGGUCCCUGUGGUUGCCAUGUGCGUUUGUAUCUUUGCUGACGCUGCGGGCUUCCAACCCAUAUCCUAUAUUAUUAUUACUGAUCUCUUUACUUUCCAACUCCGCGGAACUGUGUCAGCAUUCGCCAAUAUUUGCGCGAAACUAAGCAACUUUAUACAAACGAAAUGGUUCACGAAGGUCUGUGAACUGAUCAGCAUCCACUGGACAUUCCUAUUCUUCUCCAUCGUGUCGUUCAUAGCUUGUAUUUACACCGUACUUUCAUUCCCGGAAACAAGGCACAAGAGCGUAGAAGAAAUUUACGAGAAGUUAGAUAAGAAGAAACAGAAAGAAGAGAAGAUAAGUGACCUGCCGUAA